Messenger RNA from Monascus purpureus, 1644 nucleotides. NCBI's taxonomy places the organism in Eukaryota, Fungi, Ascomycota, Eurotiomycetes, Eurotiales, Aspergillaceae. The record is from the annotation of a GenBank genome assembly.
CUUUUCCCCCCCUGCUUUCUUCUCCUGUAGCUUCCUCCAUGUCCUGUCCCUGCUCGAUGCCGUAUGCGGUUUGUCUCGAGCGGACAGCUUUAGAUAUGUCCAGCGUACGAAUACUGUUGAUGACGCCUUGCCGCUGAUUUUCUUGUUCUGUUGACUGUUGACUGUUGUCGGUAUGUCUGUUCCUGGCUCGUCUGGAGAGUCGUCGGGAUCAUCCUCUGCCACCGGGGGUUUGGGAACAAAUUCCAAUUCUGGGGUCGCUCAUGAGGCGCCUGGCUCGGGAGCCCUGUCGGGAACCCAUGAGAGAUAUUACCCCCCUCGGACAUGCCGCAUUUGUCUUGAAAGUGUUGACCCAACUUUCCUCCCUCCCUCUGACAACUUGCCAAAAUUCCUUCAACCAAGACCACGAGUAGUGUAUGAAUCUUCAGAUCGUGAGCUUGGUCGACUGUUGCGUCCCUGCAAAUGCAAAGGGUCUUCGCGAUAUGUCCACGAGGGCUGUCUCAGACUCUGGCGACAGGAGUCGCAUGGCAGCAGAAAUUAUUGGCAGUGUCCAACAUGCAGGUUCCAAUACCGGUUAGAACGUUUGAGAUGGGCCCGCUGGAUUAGCAGCUCUUGGCUACAACUCGGCUUGACUAUCAGCAUCUUGUGGUUCAGUGUGUUUCUACUAGGAUUCAUUGCUGACCCGCUUAUCAAUCUCUACGUGGAUCCUUUGGAGACCAUUUACUACACUGAGUUCUGGGAGCAGAACAAUUGGGCCGGGGCUGUUCCAGCUGAUAAGAGGGGCACUUGGCUAGAGCACUUUGUUAAAGGACUUGCAACUCUAGGUGUCUUGUCCUUUUUGAAGGCUACGCUUGCAGCAUCAGUGUGGAAUCUAUGGAACCUACGUGGCUCAGGCUUCGUCCGCAGAGGCGGAGUGACUGGCAGGAGCCGGGUCGCCUCAUUUAGCUGGAUAGUUGUUCUGAUUGGCGUUGGGCACUUCCUUGUGGUAGGUGGCCUCUCGUCGAUGUGUUGUUCCCACUACUGACUUUCAUAGACUGUUUACAAAGCCGUGAGGGCCUGGAGUCGAAGUACCUUGGUAAAAGCUGGGGAACGUGUCAUGGACGUUCCUUUGGCAGAUGAUGAUGACGAUGAAUAUGCCGUGCCUGCUGAAGACAAAGAACGGUCUAAGAAGAACAACUGAUAUUUGUCCAGUGCAUGGCUAGCUCGAAUCCAACUAUUCUCUCUGCUUUUUCCCUAUGUCCUUCCAGUCAUUAUGAUUUUGUUACAUCACUCCAUCGCACAACUUUGAGUUGUCACACUCCUGCCAAUGAGGUGUCAAUCAGUCAAUGUGCGAAGAACGCUAUUGUCCUCUAUUAACCCCUGGAUCUCAUCGUUUGAGAAGCAGGACGAUUAGAUUGCAACGUUUUGUUUCUUUCCUUCAUUGUCCUUGCUUCAUUAAUCAAACGUGUCUGGGGGGGAGGUCAGGCCGUAUAAUCUGAUUCGAUCGGUAUGGAGCGCUUCAGUGCAUCUUGGGCGUUUUUGGAUUGAAUGGCGGUACAUACAUUCAUGCAACGUAUAUAUUAUUCCUCCCUAUGGAGUUUUGGUAUUGAAUCUAGAUCAAUCUGACAGAAUAUAUUUCAUGGUUCUACUUGGAUUUGGAACUUGUGA